AUGGCAAAUGCCCAAAAAUAUUUAAACACAAACUAUCCUUCUGAAAAAAGACCAGAAGUUAUUGCAAUAUCUAUUAAAGGUAAAAAUUUAGAAGGUCAAUUAACAAUUAAAGAUUUUCCUAACCUCAAAAAAAUUGAAUGUGGUGGCAACAAAGAACUUACUAGCAUCGAACUCGAUAAUCUGCCUGAAUUAAACUACUUUCAUGCUAAUAACUGUCAACUUACAGACAUAAAAGUUAGUAAUUGCCCUAAUAUCACUUAUUUCAAUAUUGCUAAUAACUUACUAGUUGACACUAAGUUUUUAGAUGGAUUAAAUCCUGAAAAGUUGACUGUUUUAAGCAUUCAUACUAAUAAUUUUCACAAGCAGAACUUAUCGUUUGUUAGUAAAUUUAUUAAACUUCAACAGUUAUUUCUCGACAACUGCGAUGAGGAAAAGUUCGAAAAAGGUAUAUUUAACAAAUUCAUUGGUUCGUUCAAACCUUUACAAGAUUUAACUGAGUUAGAAAUAUUAAGCAUUGGUAAAACUGACAUUGAUUCUGGUUUAGAGUAUCUGCCAGAAAGUUUUCGAAAAAUUGGUCUGACCACUUCUUUUCAAGCAGAUAUCACUGGCUGUGUUAAGAUUCGUCAAGAAUUAGAAGCUGUCACUCGUAUUGAAAAAGUAACAGAAAAAUUGAAAAAAGAGCAAGAAAAUGGAGAUCCAGCUUGA
Molecule: messenger RNA, 705 nt
Organism: Ambispora gerdemannii
Lineage: Eukaryota; Fungi; Glomeromycota; Glomeromycetes; Archaeosporales; Ambisporaceae
Source: the annotation of a GenBank genome assembly